This is a messenger RNA of Meriones unguiculatus (Mongolian gerbil), 3594 nucleotides long. Its product is annotated as cytochrome P450 4F1-like. NCBI's taxonomy places the organism in Eukaryota, Metazoa, Chordata, Mammalia, Rodentia, Muridae. The coding region runs from base 317 to 1903 and encodes 528 amino acids. The transcript has 13 exons. The record is from RefSeq and is a predicted model, not a curated record. Gene Ontology annotation, molecular function: heme binding; iron ion binding; oxidoreductase activity, acting on paired donors, with incorporation or reduction of molecular oxygen.
AGAGAAAGAAGGGCAAUAAAGGUGGGACUCAGAGUCACUUUGCAACACUGGCCUUGUCUCCUGCCUCUCGGAGGGGUCAAGUCCUGAGGACCUGUUUUCCAUGCUCAGUGUGAACCUGACACAGUUCCACCGAAGAGCUGGUUGACUCAACCCACUUCUCUGGGCUCCUGCCGGGCUACGAGGAAACUGUCAGCUCUGGGAAGGAUUGGCUGGCACAGAAGAACCCAGCCUCCCACUGCCUCCUUCAGGCAACGAGCCAAAGGGGGCCCAGAAGAGAGAGAGUGGAGCUGUGGGAGACACCGCUCCUGAGAGAAGGAUGCAAUUUCUGGACCUAUCCUGGCUGGGACUAGGGCCCAUGUCAGCCUCACCAUGGCUACUCUUUUUCUUGGUUGGAGCUUCCUGGUUCUUGGCCUGCUUCCUCACGCAGAUAUACACUUUAUAUGAGAAGUGUCAUCGUCUUUGUGGUUUCCCUGAGCCACCCAAGAGGAGCUGGUUUUGGGGUCACCUCGGCAUGUCCCCUCCCACGGAAGAAGGCAUGAAGGAGAUGACUGAGCUGGUGGCCACUUACCCCCAGGGCUUCCUGACCUGGUUAGGCCCUGUAGUUCCUCUCAUCAAUCUGUGCCACCCCGACACCAUCCGAUCUGUCGUUAGUGCCUCAGCUGCGGUGGCCCCAAAGGACGACAUCUUCUACAGAUUCCUGAAGCCCUGGCUGGGCGAUGGGCUCCUGGUGAGUGCUGGUGACAAGUGGAGCCGCCACCGUCACAUGCUGACACCCGCCUUCCACUUCAACAUCCUGAAGCCCUACGUGAAGAUUUUCAAUGACAGCACCAACAUCAUGCAUGCCAAGUGGAAGCACCUGGUCUCAGGGGGUAUAGCCCGUCUGGACAUGCUUGAGAACAUCAGCCUCAUGACCUUGGAUACUUUACAGAAAUGUGUCUUUAGCUUCAACAGCAACUGUCAGGAGAAGCCCAGCCAGUACAUUGCUGCCAUCUUGGAGCUCAGUGGUCUGGCUGUGAAAAGAGACGAGCAGCUGCUUCUGCACAUGGACCUGCUCUACCGCCUCACGCCUGACGGGAUGCGCUUCUAUAAGGCCUGCCGCCUGGUACAUGACUUCACCGACGCCAUCAUCCAGGAGCGACGUCGCACUCUGCCCAGGCAUGGUGGUGAUGAUGUCAUCAAGGCAAAGGCCAAGGCCAAGACUUUGGACUUUAUUGAUGUGCUGCUGCUAACCAAGGAUGAAGACGGGAAGGGGAUGUCAGAUGAAGACAUCCGAGCCGAGGCUGACACCUUCAUGUUUAGGGGCCAUGACACCACAGCCAGUGGGCUCUCCUGGAUUCUGUACAAUCUGGCGAGGCACCCUGAGCACCAGGAGCGCUGCCGGCAGGAGGUGCAGGAGCUCCUGAAGGGCCGCGAGCCUGAGGAGAUUGAGUGGGACGACCUGGCCCGGCUGCCCUUCCUGACCAUGUGCAUCAAGGAGAGUCUACGGCUGCACCCCCCAGUCACAAUGGUUUCCCGCUGCUGCACUCAGGACAUUUCCCUCCCAGAUGGCAGGGUCAUCCCUAAAGGUGUCAUCUGCAUCAUCAAUAUUUUUGGAACCCAUCACAACCCGACUGUCUGGCGCGACCCUGAGUCUCUUCUGCAGGUCUAUGACCCCUUCCGUUUUGAUCCAGAGAACCACCAGGAUAGAUCACCUCUGGCAUUUAUUCCCUUCUCCGCGGGACCCAGGAACUGCAUAGGACAGACUUUCGCCAUGAGCGAGAUGAAGGUGGCGCUGGCGCUGACGCUGCUGCGCUUCCGCGUCCUGCCGGAUGACAAGGAGCCGCGCCGGAAGCCGGAGCUGAUCCUGCGCGCGGAGGGCGGGCUGUGGCUGCGGGUGGAGCCGCUGAGCGCGGGCGCACAGUGACCCGUCCACUUUGCCCUGGACUUCUCAGUAGGUAGACAGGUGUGACUCUGCCUUUGUAGACUGCGAAGCACCAGCUGCCAAGAGAUGCACCCAGUGCCCAGGGUUAGGAAGUCUAGCUGCUUGAUUUGAGCCAAAGGUCUGUCUUCCCCUGGAUGAUCACAGGCUCUGAUGGUUAGAGUUCAUUCUCCUCUAGAGAAGCUGCACUACUCUGGGCAAUAGGGAGCCAGGCUGGAGGGGUGUGUGUGAUUCAGCAGGAGAGCGAGCAGUUGGAAGGGCCAGACUGAGACUCAGAUUCUCAGAUGCAAACACUUAGCACCACCCUGACCCCCAUUCUAAGCUCACGUGCCCAUCUUUUCUCACAUCAGAAUUCUGUUUCUGUGGGCUUUAAAUUACUAUGUGUAUUAAAGCUAACAAGCCAUCCUUUUGCUUUGUCUUUGAGGCGAUGCCUCACUGUGUUGCCCUGGGUCAUUCUCAAACUGCUGGUCUUAAAGGAAACUUUGCCUAAGCCAUCACUGCAGUCCUUGGGACAUCAUAGCGGGCUGGUCCUGGUUCUUAUGCGGUAUUCCUGACCAGUGUGCUCUUGUGUCCAUUUUCACUGGUAAGAGGAACCCAAGGAGGUGAAGGUCAUGGUGGUGGGUGGCCGGUAAGGCUAUAAAAUUUUCAGCGUUGUGGCCUUGCUACUCUGGCUGUUGCCGGAGUCCACUGGAGGUCCAGGACUGAGUGCCUUUCAGGCAUCCUGCAGAACUAGUUAAAAAACCUAGAGGCGCAGCCCUUGCUCAGCACAUGUGGAGCUCUGAAGUCCCACAUUCAAACGGCGCAGGGGAAAACAGAAAGCUGGGACUUCAAAAGAGAUUUCAAAAAUGGUUAGUUUCCUCAUCUGGAAGCCACAUUUGUUUUCUUUGCCUUUAGCCUUAUUCCAAGUGUUUUUCUUAUUCUCAUCCAUUGAGUUUCAUUUACAGAAAGUAAACAGAAUAGGAAAAGAAUAUCUUUUAUUACUUUAAUAUGUGCAAUAAUCACUGGUAGCACAGUGUCACGAGAAUUGGUAAGAAUGAGAUCAGCUCUCCCCACAUAGAGAGCGAAGCCACUGCCUUGGAGCCGAGCUUAACCGUUAAUUGCCUAUUUAGCUUCAUGAAAUAAUCCUACUUGAAACAUGGCUAGUCACCUCACUUUUUAGCAUCUCCCAAAGAGGUAACUGGGCUUUUUGUUACCUCUUGAUGUCCAGGAGAUCAUCGCUGCCACCUUACAGGGAAACCCCAUUUUAACACCUAUUAUUUGUGUCUAUGUAGAUGUUUUAGGAAGCUUCUGUAGUAGUAGGUUUCCAUAGGAUGUUUUGAAAACAUCUUUAAUGUUAAUUAUCCCUUCCCAUAAUUCCUCAUCUACCUUGCCUUGAAAUCCCCUCACCAUUAAACUCUUCCUGUGCCAUUAUUUCCCUUUAACUCUUCAUACUGCUUCAUUCUGGAAAUCCUGCCUCCAUAGCUCCUUGCUAAUUUCCUGACCUCUGUGGGCAUUCCACAUGUUUCUCAGCCAUUUGCCUUUUGUCUUUUGUGAGCCCUCUGUUCAGGUCUAUGCCCUCUUUUAAACUGGGCUGUUAGUUUUCUUGAUAUUUUACAGGGAAUUUUUUGAAGUUAGGCUGAAUGCAUUUUGUAUUAUGAAAUGGACAUGAGCCAAUAAAGACAAAAAGCAAUUUGAAA